AUGGUACGGCCGAGCGACUUCGCGUCGACCGUCGCCGCGUGGCUCCAAGGCGAGGGCUUCCGCACUCGCUCGUGCUCCGUUUGCUCAUCGCGGCCGCUGCUGCUCGUGCGCGGCGCGCACUCGACGGUGGCGCUGCACCUAGUUCCGACGCCGCGGAGCUCAGAUGCGGUGCUGCCCGCGCGAGUGCCCAUCGCGCUCUCGGACAGCUUCGCGACGCGAAGGCAGACGCUCGUCCACCUGUGGGAGGACCAGUGGGACGAGCACCCGCGCAUCGUCCGCUCGCGCCUCCUCGCAAAGCUCGGCCGCUCGGAGCGUGUGAUGGCUCGCCAGACGGUGGCGAGGCGGAUCGACGCCGCCACGCUCGACGCCUUCCUCGUGAGCAACCACCUGUGGGGCUCGACCAAGGCUCGCUACCGCUACGGCCUCUUCCGCAAGCGAGACGAGCGGCUGGUCGCCGUCGCGAGCUUCUCGGCGCGUUGGAACAUGCGGCGGGAGCCGGGCGCGACCGCGCGCGCGUCGCACGAGCUCAUCCGGUACUGCAGCAGGCGAGGCGAGACGGUGGUCGGGGGCAUCUCGAAGUUGCUCUCCGCCUUUGCGCGCGAGGCGGAGCCGGAUGAGAUCGUCACCGUCAUCGACCGCGACUGGGGAGAGGGCGGCGGCUGGGCCACGCUCGGCUUCCGGCCGCUCCGCCGCCUGCCGCCAGUCACCUUCUUCGUCGGCCCGGACGGGAGACGCUGCCACCUCGGCGCCGGCUCGAACCCGCACCGCCGCCGGCUGCCGCCCGCGCUGCAGGCGGAGGCGAGCGAGGCGGAGGGGGAGGGCGGCGAUGCGCUCGUCGAGCGGAGGCUCGCGCGGCGCGGCUACUUCCCCGUGAGCGACGCCGGCGCGGAGAGGCACUUGCUGGUCCUCGCGCCGCCGGCGCCGCCAGCGCCACAGAGUGCUCACAGCCCAAAAUAUCGCUGA
Molecule: messenger RNA, 963 nt
Organism: Emiliania huxleyi CCMP1516
Lineage: Eukaryota; Haptophyta; Isochrysidales; Noelaerhabdaceae
Exons: 2
Coding region: 1-963 (320 amino acids)
Source: RefSeq, a predicted model, not a curated record